AUGAGCGGCGAUAGUCAAUUACGAUCAGUGUCCACAGUACAUGGCAGAUCAAACAUAGCUAUGGGCAAUACACAAAGUAAGAAUUUGCAUGCCUCCGACAACACCAAACAGCGGAUGACUCCAUACAGUUGUGAUGUAUGUAGUAAAUGUUUUAACAGAAAAUCAACAUUGCAACAGCAUUUGUUGAUACAUACAGGCGAGAAUCCAUAUAGUUGUGAUCGGCAUUUAAUUAUACAUACUGGUGAUAAGCCAUAUAGUUGUGAUGAAUGUAGUAAAUGUUUUAGUCAGAAAGCACAUUUAACACAACAUUUGUUGAUACAUACUAGUGAUAAACCAUAUUGUUGUGAUGUGUACGAGUAA
Molecule: messenger RNA, 360 nt
Organism: Galleria mellonella (greater wax moth)
Lineage: Eukaryota; Metazoa; Arthropoda; Insecta; Lepidoptera; Pyralidae
Product: zinc finger protein 83-like
Exons: 4
Coding region: 1-360 (119 amino acids)
Biological process (GO): regulation of transcription by RNA polymerase II
Molecular function (GO): RNA polymerase II cis-regulatory region sequence-specific DNA binding; DNA-binding transcription factor activity
Source: RefSeq, a predicted model, not a curated record